This is a messenger RNA of Macaca mulatta (Rhesus monkey), 838 nucleotides long. It is a transcript of the gene RNASEK, whose product is annotated as ribonuclease K. NCBI's taxonomy places the organism in Eukaryota, Metazoa, Chordata, Mammalia, Primates, Cercopithecidae. The record is from RefSeq and is marked provisional. Gene Ontology annotation, biological process: nucleic acid metabolic process. Gene Ontology annotation, molecular function: RNA endonuclease activity.
AAGAAACCGGAGACCCUCGCUCUUCCAAUACUCACGCCCUAGCUACAGAGGUCAAGAAGGGCUUCCCCAGGAGCUGUUUCGGUUUCGGACGGCGCCGUUUCCCGCGAAAGUCCUGAGAAGAGUCCAGCCUUGUCCUCCUGCCGCCCCCGGGCGGGAUGGUUGAGGCCGGGGCCACGCCCCCUCUGCACCCCUCCGAGGGCAUCCUGGGCUUUCUCCCACCGCUUUCCUCGCCCGCUUGCACCUCGGCGAUCCCCGACUCCCUUCUUCAUGGCGUCGCUCCUGUGCUGUGGGCCGAAGCUGGCCGCCUGCGGCAUCGUCCUUAGCGCCUGGGGAGUGAUCAUGUUGAUAAUGCUCGGAAUAUUUUUCAAUGUCCAUUCCGCUGUGUUGAUUGAGGACGUUCCCUUCACGGAGAAAGAUUUUGAGAAUGGCCCCCAGAACAUAUACAACCUUUACGAGCAAGUCAGCUACAACUGUUUCAUCGCCGCGGGCCUUUACCUCCUCCUCGGAGGCUUCUCUUUCUGCCAAGUUCGGCUCAAUAAGCGCAAGGAAUACAUGGUGCGCUAGGGCCCGGGCGCCCUUCCCCGCUCCAGCCCCUCCUCUAUUUAAAGACUCCCUGCACCGCGUCACCCGGGUCGCGUCCCACCCUUGCCGGCACCCUCUGCGGGACUGAGUUUCCCGGGCGAGAGACUGAAUCUCUUCUUCUCCCAUCUCUGGCAUCCGGCCCCCGUGGAGAGGGCUGAGGCUGGGGGGCUGUUCCGUCUCUCCACCCUUCGCUGUGUCCCGUAUCUCAAUAAAGAGAAUCUGCUCUCUUAUGCCCUGUGUCUGUGCUUCAGUGGGG